AUAAAAAAACUGAUAAUAGAUUAAACGGUCAAUGCUCCAAUCUUGAAGAUAAUUUGAAGUUCCGAGAGAGUAGGUUUAGGAGGAAACAGAGAACAGAUUAAAGAACCCAAUAACGUUAGCCGAAAAUUGAAGUAGACUCAGCAAAAGAUGGCAAACGAGGAGCGAAAAUGCGGGCGCUUACCGUUUAGACCUUAUAUAAUGGAAGCACUGAUGACGAAAUGGACUUCCACUUUCAAUUUUACGCUCUAGGCAGCAAGAAAGGUAUUAAAAUGGCAAGUUGUUGCUUUCCCAUUAGGCGCUCCCAUACUAGUCCUUCUUCUAAGAGUUGCUCUAAAGGGUCAUCCAGGGUUCCUGAUACAAGGACAAAGGUAUCAGUCCAGGCCCUCCAGGUGGAGAGUUCACUAGUUGUCUGCUUCGGGGAGAUUUUAAUCGACUUUGUGCCAACUGUUGCUGGAGUUUCACUUGCAGAAGCACCUGGCUUUAAGAAAGCACCAGGUGGAGCACCCGCUAAUGUUGCUGUUGGGAUAGCAAGAUUAGGAGGGAAUUCAGCUUUUAUAGGCAAGGUAGGAGAUGAUGAAUUUGGACACAUGCUGGCUGAUAUCCUCAAGCAAAACAAAGUGAAUAAUUCUGGCAUGCGAUUUGAUUCUCACGCAAGGACUGCACUGGCAUUCGUGACAUUGAGAGCUGAUGGUGAACGUGAAUUCAUGUUUUACCGUAAUCCUUGUGCGGAUAUGCUUCUUUCUGAAACAGAGCUUGAUAAAAACCUAAUAAGGAAGGCAAGUAUAUUUCACUAUGGAUCAAUUAGUUUGAUUAAUGAACCUUGUAAGUCAGCUCAUCUUGCUGCCAUGGACAUUGCCAAGCGUGCUGGUUGUAUCCUCUCAUAUGACCCAAAUUUAAGAUUGCCAUUAUGGCCAUCUGCAAAUGCUGCUCGUGAUGGCAUCAUGAGUAUAUGGAACCAAGCUGAUAUUAUUAAGAUAAGCGGGGAAGAAAUGGAAUUCUUGAUUGAAGGUGACAAUUCAUUUGAUGAUAUGAUGGUGUUGGAAAAGCUUUUCCAUCCCAACCUUAAGCUCUUACUUGUGACUGAAGGCUCAGGGGGAUGCCAAUAUUAUACAAAGGCAUUCAAGGGUAAAGUCCUUGGUGUUAAAGUUGAUGCAGUUGAUACAACUGGUGCUGGUGAUGCCUUUAUGGGUGGGCUACUGAGUAAAUUGGCCUCAGACCUAAAUUUGUACAAGGAUGAAAAGAAGUUGAGGGAAGCUCUCCUCUUUGCUAAUGCCUGUGGUGCUAUCACGGUUACCCAGAAAGGAGCUAUUCCUUCGCUGCCCACAAAAGAAGCAGUCCUCCAAAUUUUAUCCAAGGAACUGCUUGAGAAGAUCUGAUAGUCUAUUUCCAGGAGACCUUGCAAGCGAUUCUAUUAUUUUUUUGAUCCUGAGCAGGAUAGAUUUCACAAUGAAUCCUUGAAAUGAAAAUAUUCCAGCAUUUCUAGUAUUUUUAUCCAUUAGAUGAUUCUUGCUUAUUUAUAUUCACAGCAACUUCCCUCCAAGAAGCAGCUUCUACAUUGUUCAGAGCAGAAAACUUCUAAUAGAUCGUAGCACACGGUAGCACCUAGAAGAAAGGUAGCAGAAAGAAUAUGGAGAACUGUGAUUACAUGUUAUAAUAAAAUCUAAGUUGCUAGCUUCUA
Molecule: messenger RNA, 1678 nt
Organism: Manihot esculenta (cassava)
Lineage: Eukaryota; Viridiplantae; Streptophyta; Magnoliopsida; Malpighiales; Euphorbiaceae
Product: probable fructokinase-7
Exons: 7
Coding region: 219-1376 (385 amino acids)
Biological process (GO): fructose metabolic process
Cellular component (GO): cytosol
Molecular function (GO): fructokinase activity
Source: RefSeq, a predicted model, not a curated record